UCGCCUAACUUACAUUGGUUCCACAAUAUUAGGUUCGGUCCAUGGUGCCAUGAGCGCUGAUAAUUCUUGUUCGGACGUAUCUGUCCCUUUACGAAAUAUCCUGAAUUCGGUCCAGUGUGUUCGAGACCGGGUGAAAGAUGGGGAGUCCAACGAGUCAGAUGCUGGGGUGUUCAACCUUACAAACUUUUGGGAUACGCUGAAUCAAGCUGUUAAAGCAGCUUCCCAGGAAGCCACUAAACUCAGCCUGGCCUUCUCCAAGCCCCCCCUGCCGACACAAGAGGAUGGUGUGAGGCUUGCUGAGUCCAUCCAGAAAAGUGUAUUGGUGUUGUCCACUGUAUAUUACUGGUUGCCUAAAAGCCAUGGCGUGUCUUUGAGGAGACUGGUGAGGGACGCCACGGCGGAGGUCCUGGACGGUGUUGUGCAGCUGGUGGACGUCAUCGUCAGCUCGCCACUCCAAAGCUUGUCGCAGGAGCAGCUCCAGUCUACAGGUGGCGUUUGGUCGGCCUGCGACAAGUUCGAACACUUGCCAAGAGAUAACCAGGCGGCUGUCCUUGGUCUCCUGACCUCCUACGUCGGGGUGGUGAAGGACGCUGUGGAGGAGAUGGAGCAGGCGCAGGCAGAGAGCCAGGACCCGUUCAGCGACGUGCUGGACGACGAGGACCUGGAGUCGCGUGGUAACCAGGACACAUACUGGUCUGAGGAGGACCGGCAGCUCAUGGCGCCCUGUCAGGGCCUGGUCAAGGCCUCCGCCGCCUGCCUGAGGAAGCUGUCGUCCGCGGUCAAGGCCAACGGCGACGUGAGCACGCCAGAGAACGUGGCGCAGCUGGACGACCUGGCCGACAUCGCCAAGGAGAUCAGCCCCAGUGUUGAUGACCUGGCUCUCAGUCUCUACCCCCCCAUGGAGUACUCCGGAGUGGAGGAGAACGCGUGCAGGCUGGCCUCGGUAAUAAAGAAAGUGUUGGAUAUCGUGAGGGCGAGUCAUGUGUGUUUGGAAGCAGACCUGAACUGGGUGCAGUUUCUAUACGGGGCUGUGGAUCACAAUCUGCACAAGAUCAGAGCUCUGAUUCAGAGCUCCAGUUAGACUGGGGUAUGUGUAUGUAUGUAUGUAUGUGGGUGGGUGUGUAUGUAUGUGGGUGGGUGUGUAUGUA
Esox lucius (northern pike) is the source of this 1148-nucleotide messenger RNA. RefSeq names its product cyclin D-type binding-protein 1 (gene ccndbp1). The transcript is spliced from 11 exons. The record is from RefSeq and is a predicted model, not a curated record. Gene Ontology annotation, cellular component: nucleus. Bases 50 to 1081 code for a protein of 343 amino acids. Gene Ontology annotation, biological process: regulation of cell cycle. NCBI's taxonomy places the organism in Eukaryota, Metazoa, Chordata, Actinopteri, Esociformes, Esocidae.